Molecule: messenger RNA, 4306 nt
Organism: Limulus polyphemus (Atlantic horseshoe crab)
Lineage: Eukaryota; Metazoa; Arthropoda; Merostomata; Xiphosura; Limulidae
Product: transmembrane protein 18-like
Exons: 6
Coding region: 257-769 (170 amino acids)
Cellular component (GO): nuclear membrane
Source: RefSeq, a predicted model, not a curated record
CUGUACAAGUACAGUAGUACUAGCACUAGUAGCGAUCUAGUCUGUGUGGCUUAGUAUAGUUGAUCUAUUUUUGAUCAUUCCUAUCGAAUUAACAUGGUAACAGAUUAAAUUACUCUUUCGUUUAUCGUCUGGGUGAGAACAUAAAGAAAAGUGUUUUUAAUAAAGUAAACUAAAGCUAUACUUGAGCGUCGUCGUUUAGUGAGUCGUCAUUCGUAGUCGUAAUCAUGCAGCAUAUAAAUUAUAAAACAGUUAUAAGAUGAAUCCAGCAGGAACAGUCAAAGUGGGAAUUGAAUCUAAAGAAAUAUUUAGCAUUAUGAAGCUCUUAGAAGAGGUGGAUUGGACAGAACCAUGGAUCAUUUUGCUGUUGGUUUUUCAUGGAUUUAUUACUGUCUUGGCUGUAGUGACUCGUAACCAUGGAAACAUUCAAGCAGUGUUGUUCUGCCUACUUUUGCUAAUGGUUUACUUCUCCGAAGUCCUAAAUGAAUGGGCAGCUAGAAACUGGAGGCUUUUUGCCAGAGAUCAGUACUUUGACAGUAGUGGAGUUUUCAUUUCCAUCAUGUUUGCUGCUCCUUCACUGCUUAACUGUCUUUUCCUUGUGUGUCAAUGGCUCUGGAUCUCAGGAACAUUGCUUAUAAAAGCCAAACAAGCACAGCUGAGAAGUCAGGUUCAGCAGCAGCAUGCCGACGGUAGUUCUCAACAAGUUCGUGGUAGCGACAGGACUUACAGAAGAGAUACUUCAGAUUUUUCUGGCCGUGAGAAAUGUGAUUAAGUUGUUUUGGCUGAAGAAGAAAUAGAAGUCCGGAGUAUUUUAAGAACAUCUGAAUUAUUGAUGAUAGUUAAUACAAUAUUUCUAAGCAGUUGUCAAAACACUGGUAACAGGCUAUGCUUAUAACGGGUAUCACGAUGAAUCUUGGUAAGAAAUUGUGCUCCACACAGGAUACAAAUUAAAGGAAUAAACAGCAGUAAAAUAGCUCGAUUACAUUCGAAAUAAAAUAUAUAAGGUGAAGUUGUUUAUAAAUUGUUAACCACAGCAGUUGGAUAUUUCCUUUAAAUAUGAAAGAAAUUCAAAUAAUAUAUUUAUACCUGAAAUCAUUAUUAGAGUAUCAUUAAAAAGAUGUAUAAUGUAGUUUUAGUUCAAUUGUUGGUGACCCAUUUAAACAUUUCAGUAAACAUGCACACACACAGGGAUACAUGCUUAUAUAUAUUAAUGUAUCACACGUUUAUUGUGUUUAAAACUGAUGCAGUGUUGAUCACUUUCAGGGUCUGAGGUACAAACAUGUUUGUGUCAUGAAAACCACCUGAUAUCAAAAACCUGAAAAGAGUGUGUUCACGUAUAAAUUUCUCUUUGGAACAACAGUUUUUUUUUCUCUUGAUAGUUUUUAACUGGAUACAAAUAUUGGUUAUUUAUGCCAAAAUGGUAUUUGUUUUUUUUGUGUUAUAUUGAUUUUGAGAUGGCUUUUUGAGUAAAAGUGUAAUUGCAUCUAUAAUUAGAAUAUAUGAAAAAUGAGUGAAGGAACUAAUUUUUGGUGUAUGAAUAUCUGUUGUUAAUUAUAGCGUUGUUGUUCCCUGGUGGCUUAGUGAUAAGCUUGACUGCUUAAAGUUCUAAAAUUUGGAGUUCAGUCUCUGCAGUUGGCAACAGCACAGAUAGCCCAUUGUACAGCUUUGCACUUAACUACAAACAAUUUUGUAAAUGAUGAGACUUAUUUUCAAAGUGCGUGUGUAAUCCAAGUAGGUGACUCCUGUUUUUAUAAUGCUAAAAUUAAAAUGGUAUUGAAUAUACUAACAAAUAGUGCAGUAACUAAAACUAAGCUAGUUACAAACCUUUCAAGGUAGUGUCGUCGAGAAUGUUCAACAUUAUUUAUGUCAUCCUAACAUUAAAUGUUUACAGUUUUCUCUAUAUAUGAAUUGAAAUCAAUGAAUCCUUUUCAGAGAUAAAAAGGUUAAUAACCAAUCAAACCAUUUGAAUAAUUAUAAUUGGUAUUAUUUUUUGUAACUGUAUAGAUUAAGUUAAAGAUUUAACAAAACUUGUAUGCCAAAUACGAGUAAGAACAUAAUAGUUUUUUAAUAUCUUUUCACCAUAUUCGUAAUUACUGUCUCCAGUGAAUGAAAUUAAAAGAAGAGUGAAUGCACUAGGAGGAAUUAGUAACUGAGCUGUAGAGAUACAAGAUGAUAAAAAACCUAUAACCCGAGUGCUUUCGAAAGGUGGACUUUUCUCCCAGUUUGCCCCUGAAGAAGAAAGGUCCACCUUUCGAAAGCGGGUUAUAAGGUUUUUAUCAUCCUGUAUCAAGACUUCUUCAACCUACGUAUUUUUUGGACAUCCUGAAUAAGCUGUAGAGAUAAUGGUCACGCAUUAGCUUAUUUUGAUGUAAGAAGAAAUUGUUUUAGAGUGUUCUGUUCCGCCUUCAUUAUAAAUCUUCCAUGAUUUCCUAAUGUUUUUAAAAUAGCACAAACUUAUCUUAACUAUAAACCCAGGCAGACGCCAUCAACGUCCAGACCGAAAAUCUCCACGACAGCUUCCGAUAACGUAUAUGUUUCUUUGGCUAAAAACUAAUCCAAACCAUUGUUACGUAUCUGCUUGUUUGAUAAUUUCCCGUAAAAAAUUCUUUCCGAGAAACUCCAGCGAUACAAGUCCUUUCUUAAUUAAAACUAGUUUAUUCUUUCUCAUUACAAACUUUGUAAUACACUUAAUUUCCACAGUCACUUUAACUUGGCUAUAAUUCACAGCGAUUCACGCACUUUAUUUACAACUUGACUGGAUUAUCUGUCUAUCUUGCAAAUUCUCUAUGCCAUCACUCCCCCCCCCCUCCGCUUUAUUUACCGGGCUUAUAUAUACAGAAAAAAAAAAGAGGGCGCGUAGAAAAUACUAGAGUUGCCAGGAACAGACUUGAUCCUUCUAGGAUCUCAUGACGUGUUACUAGCGUCACGUGAUUUCCGCUGUCGUAACACCAUGUUAUUAUCCACCUUUAAUAAAUAGACCAGAAAUUUUAUAAGGUAUGGUGAUAUUUAUUAUUAGGACAUCAUUUAAAUUAUGGGUUUAAAGAGUUAAGUAUUAUUAUAGUAUCUUUUGAACAGUAUAUUAAAUGAACUGUUUGAUAAUCACAGCUGAUUUGCUUAUAAGCUUUUUGUGUAUUCAGUAAUAUUGUCAACUGACUUCUGGGAGUAGCCGAUUCUCUUCUUGCAAGUACUCGAGUCGAUGUGAUAUUUUUCGAAGGUUGGCUUAAGGUGAAGGACUUCUUAGUCUUGUAAGUGUAUGUGAACUGGAAGUUUCUGGAACAGUUCCUUUUUAUACCAUAUAUUGAAUAAGGUUCUAAAGAAAUACAUUCCAUUUAUCGUGACUACAUAUACAUAGAUGGCUCAGUGUUUGCUAAAGUUGCCAUGUGUAAUUUUGAUAAGGUGUAUACGUCACAAAGUUACACGUGGAUAAGGUGUAUACGUCACAAAGUUACACGUGGUACAACUGGCUGCUUUGCCAGUACCAGAUUGAUUGUAUGAUGUGAUUCAGUGCUUUGAACAAUAAUAUUUCAGGCUUCCAACCAUCCUGUAUAAGUGCACUUGAAAUAUCCUAUUAUGUUUUUGGUGUACUAAGGCUGAAGGUUUGUAUCCUUGGCACAGUAUUUAUUAUGCUAUUUUAUAACCCACACUUAAAGCUUUGUGAAUUAACGCUUAAAGGAAAGUGUUGUUUUGAUACAAGUCACUCGUCUUUUCACUCGGUUAUUUAACAGUUCUUAUGAAACCCAUCUUGCAACAUUCACUGUUUUUAGAUUAUUUUAAGAAUACAAAAGAAAACCUAUCACACUGUUGAAUAUGUUUCUAACUUUUAUUGUUGGCAUAGACAUGUACUAACAGUAACAAAUAGGAUGACAUCUUUGUUAGUGGUUUUCAUAACAUAACGUAAUGUCCAUCUCGGCUGACCCAACCUCUAAACUAAGCUAUUAAAAAUCUUAAAGCCAACCCUUAUCAUUCAUAUAGUUAUCAAACUUUUCCAUAGACUCAAUUAAAUUUACUGCCACGGCAACAUCCGAAUAUUAAUAAUGAAAUUGAAAAAAAAUGUACAAUGAACCUUGAAUAUUUAAUGUGUGUGGUCAAUCAGUUGAUACUGGAAAUGUACUUAUACAUAUAUUUCUAAUAUACAACCCAACAUCACAAAGCAAUUAAGAUGAGUAAUACAAAAAGUUGAUUUUGUUUAUGUAUUGAGGACUGUAAACGUUCAUAUACAAAAUAUGUUGUCAAAUACCUGUUAUAACUGUGUAAUGGAGUAUAUAAAAUGUGUGCGUAACAAUAAAAAUAUGUUGUCAAAUACCUGUUA